Lachancea lanzarotensis is the source of this 1236-nucleotide messenger RNA. RefSeq names its product LALA0S09e01838g1_1 (gene BRL1). NCBI's taxonomy places the organism in Eukaryota, Fungi, Ascomycota, Saccharomycetes, Saccharomycetales, Saccharomycetaceae. Gene Ontology annotation, cellular component: nuclear envelope; nuclear membrane. Gene Ontology annotation, biological process: lipid homeostasis; nuclear envelope organization. Bases 1 to 1236 code for a protein of 411 amino acids. The transcript has a single exon. The record is from RefSeq and is a predicted model, not a curated record.
AUGGAUGAGUUCAGUAACCUGACGAUAGUCGAUAAAGAAUCGGUAGUGAAUGAGAGGGAUUUGGAGGCCAUCCUGGAAUUGAAAAUAUGCGAGAAUGAGCCUGGAAUCGAGAAUCAAAAACAACAACUAUCGCAGAAAUUGAUGGACAGAAUCAUGCCUCAUGUACCGUCAAGUCCAUCACCACUGCGACAGUCUACAUUUGAGUGUGAUUACAGCGACGAGAUGGAUGUGGAUUCUGUUGUUGAUGAUAAUGAUAAUGAUGAUAACGACAACGAUGAUUCCGUUGUCGAAAACGACCUUUUGGAUGAAUCAGAAUCCGUCACUGAUGAAAGUUCUAGUUCGACAGGACCAAGUAGUAAAGCGGUAAUAAAAGCACUUUUGUCACCCACAAGCCUAGGUGUUGCUGCCGCAACAAAAUUGGAUCAAUUGCAUGACGAUGAGGUGGACGAUUGUGGAGAGCAGCAAGAAAGAGCCGAUAACCAAGCAUUCGAAACAAGGUAUUCCAAGAGUCCUACGGGCCUAGACUUGAGUCCAGAAGAUCUCUCUGAACUGCGGCACAGAUCCAAACAACAGCCCAUACAAAUCUCAAUCAACAAUAAUCAUUUCUACUAUCCGCAUCCAGAGAUGUAUUCACGAAGUGAAAACGCGACAUUUGAGAAGCCUAAUUCACUUCAAUUGCCGAAUCCGUGGUCUUCUUAUUCUCAUCCUGCUUCGCGAACUUCUUAUCUGGUCACGUCGUACCUUCAAAUUUUCCUGAACGCACUGACAGCAUUGCUACUUUUCUCUCUUGCAUUGAUCUUCAUGAGGUCUUUAAAAGCAGACUUGAGAUCUGCAUGGGAGGUGGCCAAAUUAGAACUAAAGCACGAAUCGAUCCAGUGCCUGAGAAACUACGAUCUGAAUCAUUGCGAUCAGAGUACAAGAGUAGAGGCCUUGGAAGAACAAUGCACUGCGUGGCAUAAGUGCAUGUCUCGAAAUAAUGAUGUAUUCUUUCGUGCUAGGACCGCCAUCAGUGCCAAACUAAUAGGUGACGUCGUAAACUCCUUCGUGGAACCGUUGGGUUGGAAAACGCUGUGCGUUGUUCUUUCGGGGCUAGCUAUCUGGUGCUUUAGCUCGAACUUCAUUCUCGGGUUUGCAAGAGCGAAGAGUUAUUAUGGUAGCUCCCAGCCCGAAAAGCGUGGUGACAAGAGAAGGGGUUCGCACAUGCUUACGGACAGUGACAGAAAAAUGUUGCGAUAA